CGUGUGUCUGCGCGCGCCUUGACAGUGGUGAACAGUGCAGGGGAGUGGAGAGACGCUGGGAGAGGACUCAAACACUCACUCACACACACUUACACACACACUCACCCAUACACACACACACACUCAACACACACUCGGAGGAAGAAAGACGCACCAAAAGACGCACGAAGGUCAGCGGCUUUUUUUUUUCCUCUUAACUGAUAUUCUGCGCCUUUUUUCUCUCUCACCGGCAGGAGAAAGAAAAAGUUUCCAGAAAGAGAGGAAGAGGAGAGGAGUGUCGCUCGGUGUGAGCACGCACAGACAAGCACGCGCUCUUUGGCUUCUUCUUUUUGUCCUGGAGAUAAUUUGAUUUUUAUAAAAGAUUAUUUGUCAUUUUUACGCACCGUUGCUGUUUUGGGGGACGCCUUGUUGUGCGGGCUGUUUGUGCACACAUUCACCCCCCGGGCUCUGUGUUGAUAAACAGUGAAGAAGAAGGAGAAAGAGCAGAAGAAGAAGCGGACCAGGGCGGACCAAAGGGGGCCACAAACUCACCAGGUAUGGCGGCGGUGUUGCCGAGAACCCUGGGUGAGCUGCAGCUCUACCGGAUCCUGCAGCGGGCGAACCUGCUCUACUACUACGAGGCCUUCAUCCAGCAGGGCGGCGACGACGUGCAGCAGCUGUGCGAGGCCGGGGAGGAGGAGUUCCUGGAGAUCAUGGCCCUCGUCGGCAUGGCCAGCAAGCCGCUGCACGUGCGGCGCCUGCAGAAGGCGCUGCGCGACUGGGUCACCAACCCGGCCAUCUUCAACCAGCCGCUCACGUCGCUGCCCGUCUGCAGCAUCCCCGUCUACAAGCUCCCCGAGGGCUCGCCCACGCUGCUCAGUGCGCAGGACCGAGCCAACACGGCCAGCGUCAAGAUGCCCAAAGCCGUCGCUGCCGCCUGCUCCGACCCGGGGAAGCUGGACGUGGCGCGGGACAAAGUGUCAGCCGGGUCGCCCCUGCAGGGCAGCAGCGAGGCCCGCUUCUGGUCGGGACACAGCAACGACAGCGAGCACAGCCUGUCGCCGUCAGACCUCGGCUCCCCGUCCUCGCCGAGAGACGCGUUAGAGGCUCUGGACGCCGCCGCCGUCCAGUCGGUCCUGGAGUGUGUGGACAGGAUGGCACCAGGACUUCCUAAGACAGACUUAGCCGAGGUCAAAGAGCAGCUGAAGAACAACAAGAAACUGGCAAAGAUGAUCGGACACAUCUUUGAAAUGAGCGACGAUGACUCGCGGCGGGAGGAGGAGAUCCGUAAAUACAGCGCCAUCUACGGACGCUUUGACUCCAAGAGGAGGGACGGCAAACACCUGACGCUGCACGAGCUGACGGUGAACGAGGCGGCGGCCCAGCUCUGUAUGAGGGACAUGGCGCUGCUGACACGCAGAGACGAGCUGUUCGGACUCGCCCGGCAGAUCUCCAGAGAGGUCACGUACAAAUACACCUACCGCACCAGCAAGUCUCGCUGCAGCGACAGAGACGAGCCGUCCCCGAAAAGGAUUAAAACAGAGGAAAACUUCUUCGACAUCCAGGAGGCGCUGCAGGCCAUCCACAUGAGGCAGGAGAUGCUGAGGGAGCAGCUGGCCUGCGCCAAGUCGAAAGGAGAAGAGACCGUCGGGCGAAACCUGCAGAUGCAGCUGGAGCGUCUGCUGGCCAGGCAGAUGGAGAUCCUCCAGGACGCAGCCGUCCAGGAGCGACUCCAGGCUCUGGACUGGAGGAUCCCCCCCGCCGCCUUAAAGUACCUCAACGACGCCCAGAACACCAACGGAGCCGUCGCCGACGCCAGCAGAGACAACCAAGAUGAACGACCAAUCAACUUGCGCGUGGUUAGUCAGAACAUGCAGGAAGGCGACCUCCCGUUGGGCAAGCAGCUAGCCAAUGAACUGAAGCGCCAUCACAACCACAACAACAACAACAGCAACACAGACGAGACCAAAACACCAGCAACAGAAAACGGGACGUCGCAGCGAGCGUCCAGCAACACAGAGAAGAAGACCAUCAAGUCAGAGCCGGAAGACUCCACAUAGUGCCUCCCGCCUCGCCCUACCACCACCCCCCACUUCAUUCUACUCACACUUGACAGUAUGCAGUUAUUACCCGUCAAUAGAUACUAAGCAAGCACAGCCACAGUAGAGCCUUAACAACCAAUGUUGCCUCAUGAAUAGCAUUUAUUUUUCUUCUUUCUCUGUCUUUUUGUUCUUUUGUUUAAACGGUAUUUGCCAAAGCACCUCGAGAGCAUGACGAGAAGCCCCUCAGUGCUCCGCAGGUCUUUGUCUGUUGAUUAAUUGUACACGUUAGAUGUACAUGUAAUUUAAGAGUGAUCUGUUUGUAUACUCUUUACCUCUUCCUGGGUGUUUUGUUUGUUGCUUUCUUUGGACAGCCAGGUUGCGGGCUGUGACGCCGGGGCUGAGUCUUAACUCAAAGGUAGAUUCAGAGAUGAGACAGAAGCAGAAAGGUUGGCUGUGUUGCUGCACGUCAUCAGCAUCUUGGUAACACUUUAUAUGACUACCAUGUAGCCAAAAUUUUAAGGCCUUCGUCAAAAAGCCGCAGAAGCUGCCAAUAUUAAAUCUAAAAUUGUAUUGCCAAACAAGCAGUGGUACUCUAAACAUGUCUUACUUUGGUCCUGAAAUAUCUUGAUAAAUAUUUGACAGAUUGGUACGAAGUUUGGUUUUGGACAUUCCUCAAAACUUUGGCGAUGCUCUUGAUGUAGCGCCAUCUGCAAGUCAUUCAUAAUGAAGCAGUGAAAUAUCUCAACGUUUCCUGAGUAGAGUAGUAGUGGUUUGCUGCCUCUGUCAAGUAGCUGUCUGUUAGUCACUCACUCUACAGCAGGAAAUGGCGCUUCACUGUACUUCAGAAUAAAGUGUGAAAAAACUUGACACGUUUGAGAGUCACUUGCGGCCCAUUCAGAAUGGAUCUGCGACCCACUUUUGGACCGCAGCCCACCAGUUGGGAACUGCAGCCUUCAGGUUUUAUGUGGCGCCCUCAUCAAGUCAGAACGUAUUGGUCCAGUAAUUUGGUUUAUGACCAAAUACCUGCAGAACUACGAACAAUAGCUAGCAUGCUAACUAUGAUGGUGACCAUAGCAAACAUUACUAGCUAAUCAUUAGCAUUUAGCUUGAAAGCAAUGCAAGUGCAGUCUAGCAGAUCAUUUUCAUAAUCGAAAGACGAAUUACAGUUAUUUUGGGGUUGGCAGCUCUGCAAGGUCAUCGAAUCAAUAUUACCCUAAUGCUAAUAGUAAACAGUAUAGAUUAAACUUGUGAUAAAGUAAACAUAAGUACUUAUUAGGGCUGCACAAUACAUCAUUUUUCAGUCGUCAUUGUGAUGUCAACUUGAGCAAUAAACACAUUGCUAAAGACUACGAUAUAGCACUUUGAAUUUACUAACAACGUUAGUAAUACAACGUUAAAAUACAUUAUAUCGUUAGGCGCUAUUUUGUCUGAUACUAGCCAUGCAGUUAACUCUCGGGCCAAUCACAAAGAGUCCUCACCAUUAGGCGUCAUAAUUCUGUACACGCGACUUACCGCAAAGGUAAAACACCUACUGGAGUUCUUAUUGUCACCGAUUCGCCUUUCCCGCCCUUGGAAGUGUCCCACCAUCUGCUGGUUCGUCCGAGCCUUAUUGAAAGCCGUUGUUUAUUUCGGACUUUAAACCGCAGACGCACUCAGGGUGCUUUCAGACAUAGAGAUGGUUCGUGUUCUCACGGCAGCAUUUACAAGAGGACCAGAUCAAAUGCCUUG
Epinephelus lanceolatus (giant grouper) is the source of this 3749-nucleotide messenger RNA. Its product is annotated as NGFI-A-binding protein 1-like. Gene Ontology annotation, cellular component: nucleus. Gene Ontology annotation, molecular function: transcription factor binding; transcription coregulator activity. Lineage: Eukaryota; Metazoa; Chordata; Actinopteri; Perciformes; Serranidae. The record is from RefSeq and is a predicted model, not a curated record. Gene Ontology annotation, biological process: negative regulation of DNA-templated transcription.